UUAAUUCUCUGUCGGCAAUCGAUUAAUAAAACCAGAAAGUUUAAACGGUUUGCCUAUCGUUUGUAUAAUACGAAUAGAACUUCUGUUUAUUCUACAAUCGUUUUUAGUUAACAAUCUGAAAGAUCGGGGCUACCGUGUGGUAAGUUUCGCUACUAAAGCCAUUCCCAUUAGCGGGUUCGACUUCUAACGCGGCACAAACACAAACUUGUAAAAAUUCAAUUAUAAUCUGAAAAUAAACUGGAAUUAUUGUGAAGUGGGGAAAUUAAUUACAUUUUUACGUUAUGCAAGCGCACACUGUUGAUGAAGUAACCCAUUCAACAAGACCGAUAACUUUGUUUAUGUAAAAAAAUGAUAAUUUAAAUCUGUGACCUUAUAUAAUUUUUGGUGAAAAUGGCACACGAAACGAAUGAUGUUGCUAGAAGGAAUCGUAACAACUCCUGGUGGAAACGAAGAACAAGUCUAGAAAAGAAAGGAGUCAUCUUACUAGUUAUAGCAUUAAUUCUACUCAUCGCUUUAAUUAUUGCACUUGCAGUAGUUGCGCAUCGUAAAUCGAAAAGCGAAGAAAUAUGCAAUACUGCGGGUUGCGUAAGGGCGGCGUCGAAGAUUAUAAACACCAUGAAUGCGAGGCUCGAUCCCUGCACGGAUUUCUACGAGUUCGCUUGCGGCAACUUUAUUCGCGACACCGUAAUACCGGAUGAUAGAAUGGAAAUUAGCCCUUUUACCGAAGCCGGUAAUAUGUUAGAGCAGCAACUGCGAGCGCUUUACUCAGCGCCAAUAACAGCAGAUGACAUUCGGCCAUUUGUCCUCUUGAAAACAUUUUAUCAAUCUUGUAUGAAUAACAGCGCGAUUGAGGUAAAUGGACUAUUGCAUUUGAGGGAGCUUGUUAACAAACUGGGAGGAUUCCCAAUUGUGGAAAAUGUGAACUGGAAUGAAAAUGCUUUCGACUGGCAGCAGGCCGCAUAUAAGCUCAGAAGGAAUGGAUUGAACUACAAUAAGUUCAUCAAACUAGACAUUCUACCAGAUAUGAAAAAUUCCUCCCGUAUUUGUAUAUAUUUAGAUCAACCUGAACUGGACCUGGGUAAAGAUAAUCUGGCUCUUGGAGCUGAAGAUGGAACGGUGGAGGCGUACACAGAGUUACUCGUGGAUUUGGCUGUACUUUGGGGCGCAGAUAAGGCAUUUGCUAAGUACGAAGUAAAGAAUUUAAUAGAAUUCAUGCAAACAGUUGCCAAUGCGAGUCAGUCCGAUGAGGAACGGAGAGAUCGUGCGUCACUAUACAACCCUAUGACAAUAAGUGAACUGCAACAGAAGUACCCGACCAUUUACUGGUUAGAAUACCUUAACAACAUUCUGAUCCUACCCCAGUCUCACGUGACAAGCAAAACUCAAGUCAGCGUCCAUUCCCCACAUUUCAUAUCGGUUAUUGACGAUAUUUUACGACGCACUAGUAAAAGAGUGUUGGCCAACUACAUUAUUUUCGAUGUAAUCCGCUCGUUUGAAAUGUUUGUACCUGACGAAAUUCGAAACCGAGAGCUGCAAUUCGAAGGGGUGCUCACAGGAGCUGAACAGAGAGAGCCCAGAUGGAGUCAAUGUGUCGCAAAGACAACCGCAAGUUUUGAUUUGGCAAGCUCCUCGAUCUUUGUCAGAAAGCACUUCGACCCAGAAUCCAAAAAGAGCGUAGGAAUAAUGGUUGAUGAUAUCAGAAAUGAGUUUAUCGAAAUAUUAAGGAAAACCGAGUGGAUGGAUAGCACGACGAAGCAGACCGCCAUCGAUAAGGCGAAGGCAAUUAAAUCCUACAUUGGAUACGCCGACGAGUUGCUCGAUAACAAAAAACUCGGCGAUCAUUACGCCACCCUCACGCUGGUACCGGGAAGCUCGAUCGAUCACGUGAGAAACAUUUCCAUCUUCGAUCGUGAUUUGGAAAUAGAUUUACUCUCGAAGAAGUUCGACCCUGGUGACUGGAGAACUCGCUAUGCUGCUACUGAAGUUAACGCGGCUUACGCAGGUUAUGAGAACAGUAUACAAAUCCCCGCCGCCAUUCUCCAGAACGUAUUUUAUAGCAAGGACCGCUUGCAGGCGUUGAACUAUGGUGGCAUCGGCUAUUUCAUCGGGCAUGAAAUUACGCACGGGUUUGAUGAUCAAGGUCGUAAGCUAAACGUGAAUGGCAAUUUGGAAGAUUGGUGGGCGAAGGACACGAAUGACGCCUUUUUGGACAAAGCGAAAUGCAUUAUUGAGCAGUAUUCCAAUUAUACUGACCCCGAAGUAAAUGUCCCGAUAAAUGGCGAAUUAACCCAGGGCGAGAACAUCGCCGAUAACGGAGGAAUCAAGGAGGCUUAUCUCGCGUACAAUGCAUGGGUUAAACGGAACGGGCCCGAACAGAAACUCCCUGGGCUGAAAUACACACCAAAACAACUUUUCUGGAUUUCCGUCGCGAACUGUUGGUGCACAAAGACUCGAAAGGAAUAUCUAGCGUCGUCAAUACCACUAGACGAACACUCACCCGCAAGAUUUAGAAUACUAGGUCCGCUUAGUAAUUUUGAGGACUUUUCGCGCGAUUUUAAUUGUCCAUUGGGUUCACGCAUGAAUCCGCCACAUAAAUGUAAAGUAUGGUAGCUACCAAUCAGUAUUCUAUUUCACUGUUACGUAAAAAACACUGCCACAGUUUCGAUAUGUGCUUGAAUGCAAUUUGAUGGGCAGAAAUAAUUUUGUACAAAUAAAAGCAUAACCUUUAAUUAAACAAAGGCGCAAGGAAGGGAUCAGAUUGCAUUUAUAGGUUACGUGCUUUAUAUUUUCAUUGUCGGCUCCAAAUGCUAAUGCGAUAUCUUCUUUAAUAUCUGUACUUAAAACUGUUCAAUUUGAUCGUGAAGUUUUGAUUUUGCAAGUAUUGUGUACAUAUACUAAUAAUUACCUAUCUGAAAAUUUA
Molecule: messenger RNA, 2920 nt
Organism: Photinus pyralis (common eastern firefly)
Lineage: Eukaryota; Metazoa; Arthropoda; Insecta; Coleoptera; Lampyridae
Product: neprilysin-2-like
Exons: 10
Coding region: 391-2610 (739 amino acids)
Biological process (GO): protein processing
Cellular component (GO): plasma membrane
Molecular function (GO): metalloendopeptidase activity
Source: RefSeq, a predicted model, not a curated record